AUUGUCAACAUGUAGCAACUGUAUCUAUAGAUGGUUUCUUACGGAUAAUAGAUUUCAAGCAAGAAACGUUAUUUGACACAUACAGUAGCUAUUUUGGUGGCUUUUCGUGUGUGUGUUGGAGUCCUGAUGGUAAAUAUAUAUUGACAGGUGGUCAAGAUGAUCUGGUCACUAUUUGGGCUUUUCGGGAACAACGUAUCGUAGCUCGAUGUCAAGGCCAUCAAUCUUGGGUUACCGGCGUGUCUUUCGAUCCUUGGCGGUGCGAUGAACGCAAUUACCGCUUCGGCUCGGUUGGUGAGGACACGAAAUUAUUACUAUGGGAUUUUAGUGUAAAUGCAUUGCACAAGCCAAAGAGCGCGGGUAGUCAUCGAAGAGCUAGUCUUGCUUCACAGUCGAAUGUUGCUUUACGACGUAACUUGGCUGAACGUGAAAUUCUAAAAAAUACGGUUCAUCCGUGCCUACCUAGGUCAGAAGUUGCAAUUCUUCAGCCAGUCAUGGAUAAAUCCAUUGAUGGAGAACCACUUUGCUCAGUAACAUUUCGCGAAGAUUGCAUAAUAACAACAUGCAGAAAGGGACAUAUAAAAUUAUGGGCUCGACC
Messenger RNA from Cetraspora pellucida, 595 nucleotides. The record is from the annotation of a GenBank genome assembly. NCBI's taxonomy places the organism in Eukaryota, Fungi, Glomeromycota, Glomeromycetes, Diversisporales, Gigasporaceae.